AUGUCAAUGCUAAUAACCCGUUUGCUGCCUGCCCAGACAAGGACUGAAGCAUCAGCGACGGCGAGGCCGAGUGCUCCUGUCAACUCAACUAUCUUCGCCGGUAGUACGGAGGAAGAGGACGGCAAUGAGUGGUACAAGUCCAUCGCCCGUGACGCUCAAAGGCUAGAGCAGAUGGAGGAGCCAGAAAUCCGGGAGAUGUAUUCCCGCUGUAACUUCCCGGCAGACGGACGCGAGCUGACCCUGGAAGGCUACUGCAAGAUAUGGGGCGUCCACCCAUCCGAGCUUGACCCAGACGAACCUGGCCCGUCGACGAAGAGGCAGAGCAGGGUGCCCCCUCUCGCGGACGACGAGGUCGCCAAGUUCGACUGCGGCAUCUGCCUGGAGACGCUCCCCAUCCUGGACCUCUUCCACGGCAUGCAGUGCGACCACAAGUUCUGCGCGCAGUGCAUGGCCACCUACAUCGAGGGCAGGAUCCGCGACGGCGGCGUCUCCAUCCUGUGCCCCAGUUGUAAGAUUGUGGUCGAGAGGAUCAUGGGGUGCGAUACUAUGCACUGCAGAUGCGGAAGUCUCUUCUGUUACAAAUGCGGGCGCCUGAUGGCCCUGAUGGAAGCCGAGCUGGACGAAGGAGCCGAGCUGUGCCAAUGCCGCCACAACGUCUUUCGUCUCCGCGUCCCCCGCCCCCAGCCCGGAGCUCAUCAGACAAACCUAAACCUCAACUAG
Messenger RNA from Miscanthus lutarioriparius, 720 nucleotides. The record is from the annotation of a GenBank genome assembly. NCBI's taxonomy places the organism in Eukaryota, Viridiplantae, Streptophyta, Magnoliopsida, Poales, Poaceae.